This is a messenger RNA of Acaulospora morrowiae, 1471 nucleotides long. The record is from the annotation of a GenBank genome assembly. NCBI's taxonomy places the organism in Eukaryota, Fungi, Glomeromycota, Glomeromycetes, Diversisporales, Acaulosporaceae.
GACACUGAUGGCUCGACCUUUUGGAAGAAACGUCAAGGAGAACUUUUUAUCUACAUGCACCGACAGAUGGUGGCGAGAUACGAAGCUGAACGCCUUUCGAACGGUUUGCCGCAAGUCAAAGAAUAUAGUGAUUAUACCGAAGUAAUACAAGAACAUUAUUAUCCCGAUGACGAUUUAAGCGCUACGAGAUCUGGUUCAGUCAUCACAUUUUCCGCUCGUGAAUCUGGGGGCGUGCUAAAAGAUGGAUUAAGUUCAACUGGUCAGGACGGCUCUGUCAGAGAGGGUACCAAAGUUACAGAUUUGGCAAAUAACCGCGACUUAUUGGUAAGAACCAUCGAGCAAGGUUAUUUUGAAGAUGUCUCAGGUUCCAAGUCCAUUAAGACGGCAGACAAUCUUGAUCUGUUGGCAGUUGCCAUUGAAAUGGGAAUUACGCAAAGGACUUAUCAAAAUUAUUCGGCGGAUGUUUGGGGUAGCAAAUACCCGUCGUUCCAUAAUGAUGGGCACAUUUUGAUUAGUCAAAUCGGGAUCACCGAUUCAUCACAACCUUGGGGUGUGAUGAGCAACAACGCGGUCGCAUCUCGAGACCCAAUGUUCUACCGUUGGCAUACAUAUGUUGACAAUCUAUUCACGAAGUUCCAACACAAACUUGGACCCAAUCAUUUUAGACCUGACGAUGUACCUGUGAGAAUACCACAUAAUGGCAUAUUCUUUGUAUUUAAGGAUAAAAUUGCAAAUGCUACUCCUGCAAAUAUUGCGACGGUGGCUUCUCAAUUUGCGGCUACCAUUAAAGACAAAGAUCCACAUAACGCGACAAAUAUCUUGGAGACUAAGAUGAAAAUAAGAGACUACGAAUGGAGAGAAGGUGGAGAAGAUGAUGGGGAAAUUACAGACAUCUCGAAAAUUGAAUAUCUAUUUCCAAGGGAAUGGUAUUAUUUCUUCCGUGUGGAAAAUCCCACCUCUCAGGAUGUGAAUGUUACAUUCCGAGUAUUUAUGGUUCCCGAAGCAUUCAAGAAUAAUCACGCUCGUUAUAUUGAACUUGACAAAUUCCAACAAGUCAUUCCUGCCAAAAAAACUACAGUUAUUGCACGUGAUUGUGAUAAAUCAUCAGUGGUGGCUCAACCGCCAAAGAAAACUGCAGAUGAUUUAGAUGAUGUCGCGGAUGUUCCGGAUGCGGACUACUCGGAAUUCUGCGAGUGUGGAUGGCCAUUCCAUUUAGUGUUGCCUCGUGGUACUGGUGAAGGCUUGCCGUGUAAAUUAGUAGUGUUUAUUAGCCCUGGUACAGAUAAAGUUGAUGCUGUAAAGAAAUGUGGUUCUUUAUCUUUCUGCGGUGCGGAGGAUCCGAAGGGAGAUUACCCUGAUACUAGAGAAAUGGGAUAUCCUUUCAAUCGACCAUUCAAGAAUGGUUCUUGCGAUGAGGCAUUCUCUGGAUUAAAAUAUGUCGCCACGAAAGACUUCAAAAUUAAAUUGGUUG